UUUGCCGGCUGACACCAUGAAGCGCUCAGCAUCGCCGCGGCGGUGGUCGUUGGACUCGCUCCAGCACUCGAUCUUCCUCUUGAGGCGGCGUAUUUCAUGGCGAAAGGCAUUUCAAUCCCUUAUUCUUGUGGGUCUGUCUCUGGCUUUCGUGUAUUUCGCUGCCAUGUACCUGUUCGCAUCAUCGUUCCGACACAUCCAUUACGGUGGCCUCGACUUGGACGUGGCUGCCAAGCCUCCGUUAGUAGCCAGGGUGGUCGACGAGCCAGCAUCAUCCAGCACCUCCCUCUCGUUCAAGAUUCUGCAGAUCCCAGACAUGCAUUACACGGGCAACCCCAACCAUCCAUGCCGAAACCCGCCGCCGUCGGCCUUCCCAUGCACGGAAUCUAACAUGACCUCGUUCAUUGCGGCCUUACUCGACCACACAAAGCCCGACUUUGUCGUGUUUACAGGCGACCAAGUCGAAUCCGUCGAACUCCACCAGUCUGUGUAUCAAGUAAACCGAGCGCUAUACGCGUUCAGUACACAAGUGAUCGAACGCAACAUCCCGUGGGCCAUGAUCUUUGGCAACCACGACCAAGGGGAUUCCAUGUCCAAACGUGAAAUGUUUCGGCGCAUCAACGCUUUGCCCCUGUCGUACUCGGAGUACGGGUCUCCGAACCAGGUCAGCAGUAGAGUCGGCAACUACGUGCUUCAAAUCGAAGCCCCCAACGCUGGACCGUGGGGGCCCGAGGGGAAAGCCCUGCUUCGACUGUACUUUCUAGACUCGGAAGAUGGACAGUUCACAAAUGAGCAGCAAACGUACGUCAAGGGCGUUGCCGCGCAACUAGCUCACCAACAAGUGCCUGCGCUCAUGUUUAUUCACAACCCGAUCCCUGAAUACGCCGAGUUUGACCAACAACUGAGUGCAAAGCAACAACUGAGACAGGGUCACCAAGGCGAACCAGUGUCGCAUGCCCACACUAAUAGCCACCUGUUCAAUACCCUCUUGCAGAUGGGCGAUGUGAAAGCGACGUUUGCAGGCCACGACCACUUGAACGACUUUUGCUUUCCGAAACAAGGUUUGCAUUUGUGUUAUGGCGGUGGCGUCGGCUAUGGUGCUGCAUAUGGAAAUGAAGCGAUACCUCGACGAGCGCGAGUGAUUGAAUGGACCUUCUCCCGUCAAGCACAAGCGAUUACGACGCACUUGGUGCAUCGCAGCUCCACCACGGAGGACAUGACCACGGGAGAACCGUAUUUGAUUUAUAAAAAGACGAUCGAGCGACCGUCUAUCGGCAGCUUGCGCGGUGGCGGCGGCGCUUUCUAAGGCGGCGGCGUGGCCAGCGCGUCCACUUGCGCUUGAAUCGCGUCCAGUUGAAUGAAAAAGUCGUACAGUUCUGCA
Messenger RNA from Aphanomyces astaci, 1378 nucleotides. RefSeq lists its product as hypothetical. Gene Ontology annotation, cellular component: cytoplasm. Lineage: Eukaryota; Oomycota; Saprolegniomycetes; Saprolegniales; Verrucalvaceae. The record is from RefSeq and is a predicted model, not a curated record. The coding region runs from base 17 to 1303 and encodes 428 amino acids. The transcript has 6 exons. Gene Ontology annotation, molecular function: hydrolase activity, acting on ester bonds.